AUGAAGCUCUCCUCUACAGCCCUUGUGGCAGCGAUCUCACUCGCCAGCACCGUCACCGCCAACAUUGGUCGCGGUGUUCCCGACCCCAACCACAUCCAGAACCUCUACCGCCGUGCUCGUGACAGCGGCGAAUACAACAAGCUCAUCAACAAGCGUGCCUCCCCCGCUCAAGCCGCCCUUCGCCCUCGUGCCACCACUGAGCCCGAACAGGCUAAAAUCCUCGACCCUCAACAAGAAUGCACAGCUUACAACCUUCCCGAAGUUGCUGCUCUUGCCAAAAACUUCCCUGUCCCUUGGGAAAACGCCACCAUCCUUCCUGGCGACACCGAAGCCCAAACCGUAUGGUCCAACAUCAAAGCCUCCGGUAUCAUCCCCGCCGGCAUCACACCCAAGGGUAAAGUCAAUGGAGACUUCUCCGCCUUCACCCCCACCUAUCCUCGCUCCGACCCUGACUGCUGGUGGAGCUUCAACGGUUGCGAUGACCCUAAACACCCCAACCUUUCUGAGGAUCUAAUUCAGUGCCCGGAACCCAACACUUGGGGUCUCACAUUCGAUGAUGGACCCAACUGCACCCACAAUGCCUUUUACGAUUUCUUGCAGAAGAACAACCAAAAAGCAACCAUGUUUUACAUCGGUUCCAACGUUCUCGACUGGCCUCUUGAAGCUCAGAGGGGUAUUGUCGACGGACAUCAUAUUUGCGUACACACUUGGAGUCAUCAGUACAUGACUGCUUUCCCUGACGAUCAGGUCUUUGCUGAAUUGUACUACACUGCUAAAGCGAUCAAGGAUGUUGUUGGUGUCACCCCUACUUGCUGGCGUCCUCCAUUCGGUGAUGUCGAUGACCGAGUCCGUGCUAUCGCCAAGGGUUUGGGUCUCGAAACUGUCCUCUGGACCGACGACACGGACGAUUGGAAGAUCCUCCCUCUCGGUACCCUACCCACCCCAUCCAUCGAUGCAAACUACGCUGCCAUCAUCGCCAAAGAAACACAAGGUCCCACAGCCGGCCAGGGUAACAUCGUGCUCACACACGAAAUCAACGGUCAUACAAUGGAAGAAUUCAUGAAACAAUACGCAAACAUUCAAGCCGUAUUCAAACACAUUGUUCCCCUCACAGCUUGCAAGAACCAAUCUCGUCCCUACCCGGAAAACAUCGUCUACCCUAACUUCGAACAGUAUGUUGCCGGAAACAUUAACGCUACUGGUCUGCCCAAGGGCAGCGAGAUUAAGGCUGCCGAUAACAACUACAACCCGAGCAGUGCUGUUGCGCAGAGUGAAACGGGCACUCAGAGUGCCGGCAUUGCUGGUGCGACCAGUGGUGGGAUGAGCAAAUCCGGUUCUAGCUCGGUGACGAAUGCAAGUGCUUCCAAGGCUUCACAACCAUCGAGUAAGUCUGGUGCAAUGGGAUCAGACGUGUUGGUGGUUGCUUCAAUGGUCGCUGGUGCUUUGUUGAGUGCGAUUGUUAUGCUUGCUUGA
This is a messenger RNA of Ustilago hordei, 1473 nucleotides long. RefSeq lists its product as uncharacterized. Gene Ontology annotation, cellular component: membrane. Gene Ontology annotation, molecular function: chitin deacetylase activity. The transcript has a single exon. Gene Ontology annotation, biological process: carbohydrate metabolic process. NCBI's taxonomy places the organism in Eukaryota, Fungi, Basidiomycota, Ustilaginomycetes, Ustilaginales, Ustilaginaceae. Bases 1 to 1473 code for a protein of 490 amino acids. The record is from RefSeq and is a predicted model, not a curated record.